AAAUAAUCCGUCCAUGAGGUUAAUGAAAUCCUGGCGAAAUUCUUUUUUGCAUUAUUCGUUUUUUUUCUCCUCUUCUCUUAUUUUUUUGCCAGCUACCGUGGAAAAACAAGUGAUGAGCGACAUUCUUGCGCCGGAUGCAAUUUUUUUUUUCGGUCUUCUUCUUUUUCCCUCUCUCUCUUCUUCUUAUUUACAUGGGAUUCGAAGACGAGGGGAGUGCUGGGGCGGAUGAUGUACAUUUUGGGCGAUUGAUCAAGGACAAAGGGGGCUUGGGAGCAAGGGACAAAUGGUGUUUGUUUUCAAAAAUGGGAACCCCAAUUGCUUUUUAUUUUCGCGCCAGAGAUUCCGUAGGGAUUCGGGUCAACGAAAGUCUGAAAUGGCAUCUUGAUUCUUCACGUAUUGCGUAUUCUCGUUACCUUUGAUAUUUCUAUUGUGUGUUUUGAGGAAUCAUUCUCCAUGGCCUGUGGUUGCGAGCAACGUCCUCUCAUCUCAUCCAUCUCGCUCGUAACCAGCAUUCAUGCCACCACUGGUGCCCGUAAUUAAAACGCAAAUGCUCAUUCUUCAAAAAGACCAAUAUCCAAAAAUCCCGCUUGAUAACGCUAUCAAGUACCCCUCUCAAAAACCUUGGCAUUUCCAUCUGCCCCAACGUGGUAUAGAUAUUCGGCACUCGCCUCUGCUCUAUCGCGCUCUGUGACUCUUACCACACCGCUCACAUCCUUGGCUACGCCUGUGUCCAGCAUCCUAAGGCUGAGAAUCACAUCUGCGGCAUGUGCUUGAGCGAGCACCAGUGCCGCAUGCGAACGCUCCAGCGAUGUUCCCUGGCUGCGUAGAAGAGGGUCAUCUACGGAGAAGGUAAGGACUGUUGCGUGAACACGCU
Messenger RNA from Trichoderma asperellum CBS 433.97, 874 nucleotides. The record is from RefSeq and is a predicted model, not a curated record. Lineage: Eukaryota; Fungi; Ascomycota; Sordariomycetes; Hypocreales; Hypocreaceae.